GCAGAAAUGUGCUCUAAACAUCCUCUCUAUCCAGCCUCCAGUGAGAAGGAGCUCACCCCCAGUCUGGCCAGCCCAAUCCAUGUUGGGACAGCUCUAAGUAUUAAGAUAGAGAAAGAGUCUUGACCUGGUUUUCUUCAAGAGCAACGGUCUUCUGCAAGAGAGAGGCUGGUAAGACACAAUGAAUACCAUGCUAGGUGUUCUCCUUGCUUUGGCUAUCUUUGUGACACUUUGUGAUGCUCAGUGCACAUUUUAUCCUUUGGAAAUCAUUGAUGGGUAUCAAGCAAGAGGUUGCAGGGAUUCUAAGGGUGUAAUGCAUGAUUUCAGCACUCAAUGGGAAUCUGAUUGUAUACACUGUUCAUGUGAAGAAAAUAUUGGACUAGUCUGCUGCACCAUGGUGAUGAGGCCAACGAUAUAUGACCAAAAUGAAUGCAUGGAAAUUUUCCAAAAAGAGUCCUGUAUUUACAUUGCUGUAAAUAAAACUAAUCCCUCUACACUCUGUGAAGUCUCACAGUAUACAGGUUAACAACUCCAACUCCUCUUCUGGCUGUUGCUGCCAAGGUCAUUGCAUCUCUAUGGAACUUGUCAAGGCUUGAAGCGAUUGCCCUUUCCUUGGAAUUCAGAGCAGCAGGGGCUGGGAACCAUGUGGUCAUUACCUUGGAUCUGCAUUCUAUUGAAAGCACUGCCAAGUCUUAGGCACACUGAUUCAAACUACAAAGUGCCACUUCUGUGGCUUCUGAGACCCUCCAGGCACAAAGUCCAUACCUCCUGUAACCUUCUGUCUGACAAAUGCUCAAAAUAUAU
Messenger RNA from Vombatus ursinus (common wombat), 801 nucleotides. RefSeq names its product beta-microseminoprotein-like. Bases 179 to 523 code for a protein of 114 amino acids. The transcript has 5 exons. The record is from RefSeq and is a predicted model, not a curated record. NCBI's taxonomy places the organism in Eukaryota, Metazoa, Chordata, Mammalia, Diprotodontia, Vombatidae.